AUGGCAACUUCGGGCAAUCUAUUGACAGUUGUUCUACUUGUUUCUUUUUCAUUCAAUGCAUUUGGGGUCGAAAGGGAGUGUGAUUGUUCAGUGCCCGUUGAGCGAGACAGCUUUCCCAAGGGAUUUGUAUUCGGGGCGGGAACAUCUUCCUAUCAAAUUGAAGGUGCUUAUAAUGAAGAUGGUAAAGGAUUAAGUAUCUGGGAUAAUUAUACUCACACACAUCCUGAAAGGAUUGCGAACGAAUCCAAUGGAGAUGUGGCCGUUGAUUCUUAUCAUCGCUACAAGGAAGAUGUGUGCAUGGCCAAACAACUAGGCCUAGAUGCUUAUAAAUUCCAAAUCUCCUGGUCCAGAAUCUUACCAAAUGGAAAAACAGUGAACCCUAAGGCUAUCGUCUUCUAUAACAACCUCAUAAAUGAGCUCACAGCCCAAGGAGAUUCUGCUAGGGAACCCUAUGUGGUGGGACACCAUCUUCUUCUUGCCGAUCUUGCUGUAGUAGAAUCUUACAGGAAGUAUUUUCAGCCAUAUCAAAAGGGUAAAAUUGGAAUACAACUUUGCAUGGAAUGGCCUAUUCCUUACACGAAUACGGAAGAAGAUCAAGCUGCACAACGACGAGCACUAGAUGCACAGCUAGGAUGGUACAUGGACCCAUUGGUAUUCGGGAGGUAUCCAAAAACAAUGCGAAGAAAUGUAGGAAACAGAUUGCCCAAUUUUACAGCUAGUGAAUCCAAAAGGCUAAUUGGGUCAUUUGACUUUAUUGGAUUAAACUACUACCUUUCUCAGUAUGUUCUUGAUGAUCCUACUCCGAUUCAAAAUGUAAGCUGUGAAACGGAUGCGCAUGUAAAAUUUACAGAUUCCCGAGAUAAUGUUUCCUUGUGCAAUCCUGGUAGCUUUUCUUGGAUUUGCAACCAUCCACCAGGGAUUCGCGAAUCUUUGAUCUAUCUCCAUGGUAACUGCAGUGUUCCACUCAUCUACAUUACAGAAAAUG
Ilex paraguariensis (yerba mate) is the source of this 985-nucleotide messenger RNA. The record is from the annotation of a GenBank genome assembly. Lineage: Eukaryota; Viridiplantae; Streptophyta; Magnoliopsida; Aquifoliales; Aquifoliaceae.